AAGAGUGAAACGUGACACAACGUUUUAAAAACAAACUAAACUGAACAAAGCGGCAUGCUGAUUACUGUGCAUGCCCUUGGCUACAUCAUGCGUUGAAAAACCUGGAACUGGUGAUAGGCUACACACAGUCCGCUUUCUUUCUUUCUUUCAGAUGGACAUAAUAUGAGCUGCAUUGUCCAGCCCAUGCUAACGCCCCCAAACGGAAGACGCCAAACUUUGUGUUUCUAUACCGUAGUGCGUAUCAAACACGCAAGUCGUUUGAAAGCGACAUUCAUAAAACACGCUUGAUUUACUACUAGAAUGGAUGUUGAAAACAUCGAAUUGAACGGCGUCGCUGAACCGGGCUCUUCUGACCGAGAGAGCACACUUUUGUGGCAGAUGAAUGCUACAGUAUUUCAUCUUAUUAGAAUCACAAGCAUGACUGAGUGCUGAUAAUACCCUGGCCAAUUCAAAAAAAAGUAUCAGUCCUCGGCCUAUCGCCGCAGCAGGAGAAAUGCUCCUAUCAACAUGAAUCACUAUGCCAACAAGAAGAGCGCUGCAGAGAGCAUGCUGGACAUUGCGCUGCUCAUGGCCAAUGCCUCCCAGCUGAAAGCCGUGGUGGAGCAGGGGCCCUCCUUCAGCUUCUACGUGCCGAUAGUGGUCCUCAUCAGCAUAUCCCUCGUACUGCAGGUCAUUGUCGGGGUGCUUCUAAUAUUCAUCGUAAAGUACGACCUGAAUGAUGAAAAUAAGCAACCCCGGCUGAACCUUCUCAAUAAUAUUGCGACCGGCCUGGUGUUUAUUAUUGUGGUUGUGAAUAUCUUCAUCACAGCGUUUGGAGUUCAGAAAUCUGACCCACAAAACCUGAAGCAAUAGACUGGAAACCGCAGACCUGCUGGUCAUUUUCAAAGCACUCCCUGACCUCUUCGUUCAGCAACCCUGGUCUACAGAGAUUACAGCACAGUGGGCCCAAUGCGAAGAGGUUUUGGUUACGAAGGAAACGGAACACGGAACACAGCACUGCCUUUUUUUCAACACAAAAGCCUUGAUUUAUCAACAGUCACACCUCAUAGGCUCCUUUCUUCUUUACAGGGUCUUUGGACUUUCAGACCACAGCGAAAUCCGCCAAGUUACAGCAACAUGCAUUGUAAAGUCAUUGUUUCACAAAACCUUGUUUUUACCACAUCAGGGGAAGACAUAUUGUAAUUCAUUUUUAAUUGCUGUAAUGUGAUUCAGUGUGAUUAUUCUGCAUCGUUAAUUGUGUAAAAUGUCUGGAACGAGCCUAGGCUUAAGUACUGUACUAGAGGUAUUCCUUGUAUUGCCAGUACACUCUGCUACCCCUCCCUCCCCAUCCUCGUCUUUUUUUUUGGUCAAUAUUUUAUAGGAGUAAUUUUAUAUAACAACAUUUGUAUAUUCUUCAUUCAAAUUGAAAAAAAAAGAAAAUGGUAUAGAAAACCAAAAAGUAUUUUCUUAAAACGUUGAAGGGGUUAGUAGUAGUAUAAAGUCUGACUACAAUGCACAGGUAGCGGGGUCUACAACAUUAUCCAAACAAAGCACUUACUGGCACUGUGCUGAGAUGAUCCAGUAUCCUAAUCUAAACUGGGUGUUUAGUGGGGGAAUGGGUUUUUAAUUAGGGACUUUACAGGAUUCAUCAGCAUCAAAUUCAGCUUCAUCAAAUAGACCUUCAUCAAUGGCCAUUUUAUCACAUCCUUCCAUCAGGAGCCCAGGUCAUGGGGACAACAUUUCAGUUACUGUCAUGAGUUUACAGACGUUCUCUUGGGAGGGUUGUUUUGGAGCAAGGGCUCCCUCUAGGGUCUCGACUGAUAAACUGCUGCUUCAUAUAAUUGUUAUUUACAAAAUAAUGUACAUGCCUUAAUAAAGCUUUUUAUACUAAUUGUUUCGUAUUUCCUACACUGUAGAUCUGUACACAAAGUGAAUAGCAAUGUCACUGUAAUUGUUAAUCUUGUACAAUUUGGAUUUUCUUGGAACAAAAAGUACAAAACCAAGAAAGAGGUUGGUCACCCGAAUCAUGUGCAUUGUGGUUCUUUUUUUUUUGUUUUUGUUUUUAAUCAAAGUUAAUUUAAUUUCAUUUGAUCAGAUAUGUUAGUGGACAGUAUUAUAUGUGUCACAGUGAUAAUACAUGUUCUGUUUAUGUAAAGUAGAUUUUAUUUGUGUAUUCAAAUUUUUAUUAUAAUAGGGUCUAUUCAGUUCAUUUUAAACGAUGACAGAUUAAAAUGCUGGCGUGUUUAAAUGUGUUAAUAAAUGUGUAUAAUUUUUGAAACUUAAAAAUACCACAUAUAUUGCUAGUGUGAGAUUACAAAAUAUUUAUAUUGAUUUGUACUUAGCGUUACCAGUACCUUCUACAGACAAUAAGAUGUCAGAAUGUCUGUAUGCAUCAGUCUUUCAGGUGCCAUUCCUACAAUAGCAAUGAUGUCAGCAUGUUGACUGUUACUCUGUAUAAUGCAGAGAAAGGCAUGAAUAUGGUCCACACAUACAUUCACGAUCUAAGAAGAGGGACUUCUUAAUAGCAUGUAACUUCAGUGCAAUUUUUAUUCAACUGUCUUUAAUCUUUGCAGUUAUUCAGGAAUACAACAAUGCUGAAAAUAUCCCCCUUUAGAAUAAUAUUUUUUAAAAAAUGCAUAUAACAAGAAAAACUUAUAAACUGCAUCUUGAAAAAUAAAGUGUGCAGAAAAUGUGACUUGUUGCAGGAACCCACAAUGCCAUAUUUCUGCACUGUGUGCAAAGUUAAAAUUCAAUCUGACACAGCAACUACUUGCUUUGAUCAGCGGGUGUUUCUUUGUGUUUAGAUUAAAUCCAAUUUGAAUUAAGAAGACUGGUAAAACAUUUUAAAGUGGAGAAUCUAGCAAUAACAUUUACACGGUUUUGUAUGUACUACCAAUAUAUAGUUCAUGAAAAGCUGCUGCUGGCCCUCGCUUAGACAGUGUGCUGGCGUUUUUCAGAGUAAAAUAGACCUCCUUCUGUUUCUUUAUUCAAGAAAAAACUAUUCUCUCCCUUGUUUACAAAAUCCCUUUGUGGUUUUACAUAUUAAUCAUCUUAAAUUUAGACUGUCUUUCUGUCUGGAUGUGUGUCUGUACGAUAUUAAUGGAGACAGGCUGAGUCACAAGUCAUGCAACAGAGGAAAUUAUGCACAUUUACAAUUGGUCGAAUGAUGUGCAUCAAUCUCUGCACAGAGAUGUCCAUACAUUACUGUGUGUGCAAUCAUCAACAAAAAGGGCUUUGCCUACUGUAUUCAGCAGGCAGAACAAAUCAGCUUCACUUUGUGGUCCUCUCACCCACACUGCAAGAGAGGAUACAAUAAGAGACACCCAACGAGCUUAGUAUAGAAUUAACAGUAGUAUAACUUGCUCUGUUAUUCCAAACUAAUAACUAAAUAUGUCACAUGACUUGGCUAAAAAUGCUUUAUUUUAACCUCAUUUACAUUUAUAUUAAAAGGUUGAGUCAAUUAGCAAUAAUGCACUUUUUGUUAUUAAUGUAAUCACAUUUUGUUAAAUUUUUUUGUUUAAUAAAACUGAUCAUCUUGCUGCA
This is a messenger RNA of Polyodon spathula (Mississippi paddlefish), 3522 nucleotides long. RefSeq names its product ninjurin-1-like. Gene Ontology annotation, cellular component: membrane. Lineage: Eukaryota; Metazoa; Chordata; Actinopteri; Acipenseriformes; Polyodontidae. Bases 508 to 852 code for a protein of 114 amino acids. The record is from RefSeq and is a predicted model, not a curated record. Gene Ontology annotation, biological process: tissue regeneration; cell adhesion. The transcript is spliced from 5 exons.